This is a messenger RNA of Centruroides sculpturatus (bark scorpion), 1148 nucleotides long. RefSeq lists its product as uncharacterized. The coding region runs from base 309 to 1148 and encodes 279 amino acids. The record is from RefSeq and is a predicted model, not a curated record. The transcript has 5 exons. Lineage: Eukaryota; Metazoa; Arthropoda; Arachnida; Scorpiones; Buthidae.
UUUGGAUUUUAAUAUAAGACUCGCUACGCAAAAACUUACCUUCCAGGAACGCUACUUUCAAUGAAAACAGAUUUUAUUCUCUACUAGCUGCAAGGACCCGCUUCGCUGGUUUAUUAUUUAGGAAUUCCAAAAUGGCAGAAACCACACUUGAAAAAACAAUGGAAAUAGGUGCAAUAUCGCCACCUGACUGCACUUUAAUCACAGAAAUGCCAGAAAUAAUAAUAAUCAAUGUACUUGAAUACUUGUAAGAUGCAGAAUUAGAUUUAUGCAGCCGAGUGUGUACCAAAUGGAAAGAUAUUAUCGUAAACAUGAUGUAUCACCGAGUAACAAUUAUCACAAGGAAAAUCCCUCUUAAUGUAAUAAUCACCGCAAUCUACGAAUCGGAAAGUCUACGUCCCUACGUUGGUUUCGACAAUAAUUUUCAAUACAAUUGGUUCAUUUUAGAAGAUGAACCUAAACUUAUGGUUUUGUCUACAGAUGAUCUUAAUGGAUUUGGAGAAAUUACACUUGAUCCAAUUCCAAGUCAUAUUUACUUUAUGCAUUUAUCGCAUCGAAACUAUUUUACAAACCCCUUUCCUGCACAUUGUUUGAAUAUUUUUAAUUAUUCGUUCACUGUACGUGGAAACGCAUCUAUACUUCGUGACAAGUCAGAUUUGAUAAAGGAAAUAAAGAAUGUUUGCAACAGAAAUAAUAUACCGGACGAUCAAACAAAAUGCGUCAUCUUUUACAAAGAUAUUGCAGUAUAUUCGUUCGAAGACGAAACUGGACAUUUUCUAGAUUUCUCAGACCACCGUGAUGUUUACAAGCUCACAUUAUUUUAUGAUGAGAAAGUGAAUGCUUUUCCUGUUUAUAUUUAUGAAGGUAAAACUGGUUAUACGACUAUCAAAGAGAAAUUGCAAAGGCUGAAAUAUUGUGAACUCAAAAUCGUACAGAAGAGAUGUUUCGCGUAUAUUUUUCAUGACUCAUGUACAGAGUGCAUGGAUCCAACAACUCGAGCAUUUAGAGAAAUUUUUCCUUUAGUGAAAUACGUUACUCAUAACUUUUUACCGUUUUAUUUAUCAAUCAUUCCAAGCGAAAUAGAGUAUUCUCGUAUAGAGCACGACUAUUUGAUUCUCUGUACUACAAUAAUGGUUUUUGUGUGGUGGUAA